GGGAAUAUUGCUUUUAUUAGGUGGGCGAAUAAGUCAAUACGUUUAUUUCGCCGACGUAAACUCGUUGUUGAUCUCGUUGGAAAAAAGGAAGAAUUUACCACAACAUCUUCCGGAUUGCAUCAAAUGAGGUUAAAAGCAAGCGAUUGCAUACAGCAACAAGAAUUAGCAGAAGACCAAGGAAGGUGUAAAACAGAAAAACAACUGCUACAACGAAAGAAACUCCAAGUACGAUAAACAAGCUUGCGGCGGCCAUAACAUCAUGGGAAAUGACAUUUCAAAUUUACGUGUCCCUAUCACGGUUAAAAACAAAACAACAAAGGCGAUUCCUGCGAAAGGUCCAUGUGAGUUUGAAAUUCCCAAGCGCUACGACCCAAAUGAAAGGCGAGACUCCAACAUUUCCAACAACAAAAUCACCGUUCAGGAGAUCGAUAUGGCUAUUUAUUCUAACCCUGAAAUAAAUGAACACAUGGCAGCACCAGCUCCCGCCCCUCCCCCGCUUGGGACGUUACUGUUCGAGAUUCGCCACGACACCUACGAGGAACAACUGAAUAUUCAUUUGAUUGGCGCCCGAAGGCUCCCGGUCAGGCACUUAGUAACCGAGCCAGGCGUAGCCUCGCAUGGCGGCGUCAUUAAAAGUGACCCAAUGGUGGAAAUUUGUCUACUUCCUGAAGAGAAACCUGUCAUUGAAAGUUAUACUCACUUUGGUAUUCAGGAUCCACAGUUCAAUGAACAUGUUUCCUUUAAGCUCACCUCCGCCGAACUGAACGAGAAAACUUUGCGCUUCACUGUAUUUGACAACAAACGGCGACACAGACUUACGCCAAUAGGUCACACGCUGUACUCUCUGAAGGGACAGGAGUUGGAUGGAGCUAUGAUAAUCGAGAGAAAUCUAAAACUUAACUCACAGCCCUAUGGCCACACUCGAGGCGAAAUUUUAUUGUCACUAAACUAUAACCCGGGAAUGAACACAAUCACGGUGGGAAUCACAAAAGCUCGAAACCUGAUACACUUUGACGCACAUUCAAACAGAGAAUAUCUGGUUAAAAUCACAGAAGUCUUCUCAGGACAUAAAGUAAAAACGAAACGUACUCCCGCCGCAGACGGAGAGAAACACCCAAUUUUCCAUAGCACCCUCUCGUUCCAGGUCCCUAUCCAGCGUCUCAGCCACACAAGCCUGGUGCUGACUCUAUUGGGACGUGGAAAAAUGAGAAGCAACAAGACAGUUGGCCGCGCUAUCCUGGGGCCUGGUAUAUAUGAGUGCGAUAGCGAGAGAAGUCAUUGGGGGCGAAUGAUCAUGUCACCGCUGAAAAAGGUCGAACAAUGGCAUGCUUUGUAUCUAUAACAUUAGAAAGUGUACGAUGCGUUAUUGUAUAUAAUUACUUUUUACAGAUAAAUCAGGUAAUUAAAGUCCAACCAAGGGAUGUUACCACAGUUUCGUAAGCAAAGCAGCAUUCAUUUUCAAAACUGUCACAGCAGUAAGAGCGCCAAUUGACGGUGAUUUAGAGCAAAGAGUCUGAGUGUUUUUAGGCAUGAAACUUACGGCAUACGGCAAACGGAAAAAAUUUAUUUUUAUUUGUCUCACUUUUCCUCCAAUCUAUGGAUGAAAAAAGUAGAACAACGAAUCAAAUUUCUCGUUCAUAGUAAAGUCAAUUUAUACUUUUAAGUGUACAAAAGCCCAAUAGCGGACGAGGAAAAGAUCGAUUUUUGCCGUUCGCUGUACACCGUUUGCAAUGUUGCUUUGCGUAUGAAACGUUAUGUCGUUUUGAAAUUUUUAUAUUUAUUUAUUACGUUUUUUAUAGUUGUUUGUGCGUUAUCUUGACCUUCCAUUUUCUAGCCACAGA
This is a messenger RNA of Pocillopora verrucosa, 1841 nucleotides long. RefSeq names its product synaptotagmin-15. Gene Ontology annotation, cellular component: exocytic vesicle; plasma membrane. The record is from RefSeq and is a predicted model, not a curated record. Gene Ontology annotation, biological process: regulation of calcium ion-dependent exocytosis; synaptic vesicle endocytosis; calcium ion-regulated exocytosis of neurotransmitter. NCBI's taxonomy places the organism in Eukaryota, Metazoa, Cnidaria, Anthozoa, Scleractinia, Pocilloporidae. Gene Ontology annotation, molecular function: syntaxin binding; phosphatidylserine binding; clathrin binding.